AUUAACUUUUAUUCGUUGUUUACUUUAAGUAACAUUGUUACUUUCAAGGAAUUUUCGCCUGUAGAAAAAACAGUCACACUUUGCAUAUUCCAGGAAUGCAAGGCUUGAGAAAACUCACCCAACGCAAAACACCCCAUCCAAGAUGACGAAGAGAACUAAAAAGGUUGGUGUGACCGGUAAAUAUGGCGUUCGUUAUGGUGCUUCUUUGCGUCGUGACGUCCGCAAGAUUGAGGUUCAGCAACAUGCUCGUUAUCAAUGCCCUUUCUGCGGUCGUAACACUGUGAAGCGCUCUGCUGCUGGAAUCUGGAACUGCCGCGGUAAGGCUUGCGGUAAGGCUAUGGCCGGUGGUGCUUGGACCGUCACUACUCCUGCUGCCACUAGCGCUCGCUCCACUAUUCGCCGUCUUCGUGAAAUGGUCGAAGUCUAAGUUCAAUAGACAGCUAUUCCAGUUACUUACAUUCAUGAAUUGAGGUGUAAUUUACGCGCGAUGCGGGAUAUAAAUUUGAGGGAAAUUAAAU
This is a messenger RNA of Schizosaccharomyces octosporus yFS286, 518 nucleotides long. Its product is annotated as 60S ribosomal protein L37a. The record is from RefSeq and is a predicted model, not a curated record. Gene Ontology annotation, biological process: translation. Gene Ontology annotation, molecular function: structural constituent of ribosome. The transcript has 2 exons. Bases 143 to 427 code for a protein of 94 amino acids. Gene Ontology annotation, cellular component: ribosome. Lineage: Eukaryota; Fungi; Ascomycota; Schizosaccharomycetes; Schizosaccharomycetales; Schizosaccharomycetaceae.